UUUCUCCCGCUAAUUUUGGACUACACUGAUGCGACAGCGAUGGAGGCAACACCAAAAAAGCUUUCAAGCCAGUAGCCGUAUCGAGAAUGGGUCCCUCAAAGACGUCUUUGAAACAUCUCUGUCGCAUUUAUUUCGUGAUGGAAAUCCUCCGAGGUGCAACCGAUUGGUAGUUCCCAAGUUCCAACGACCAUACUGCUGGACGGCACCCCACGUAAUCCAGCUUCUUAAAGAUAUCAAGAAUGCUUUCACUAGGUCAAAGAAGGACUCGACGUAUUUUCUCGGCGCACUCGUCCUUUGGAGGAAUGAGAAAGAUCAGCAGGAUUGUUAUUCCAUAGUGGAUGGGCAGCAGAGGAUUACGACAUUGAUUCUCAUUUUGGCUGUAUUGCGUUAUCUUGAUAAGGGAAACGAAGACGCCCAUUCAAAGUUUGUGGAGACGGACCCGGAUGAUGAUGAAAACUGUUUUAGAAUGUGUUACGACGAUCCGGAAGGCUUAGACUAUGACAAGAAAUGGGCAGAAGUGCUGAGGUCGAAAACGGAAACCGGUUAGAUGCCAAAUUCCAGAAACGCAUCAUAGAUAAUUGCAUCGAAAUCAAGAGAUACUUGGAGGAAGAAUGGGGGCUGAGUCCGGCCGUUGCAAACGAGGGUGGUGACGAUGGUGACGACGGAGCACCAGUUUCAUCAGAUGCACCCAGUUCGACGACAAUGCUGGAAGUCGCCGAGUACAUUUUCACAAGCUGUCGGAUGGUGACAAUGGAGGUCAGGGACCUGGAUUCUGCGUAUCGCACCUUUCGCGCUCUCAACACGAGAGGGGUCGACGUCACGGCCGUGGACUACUUUGGGGCCUUAUUCUCCGAGAAACUAUUUCAAAUCAAAAGAAAAGGGUCGGCGACAGCUGAGAAAUCGCAUGCGAAAAUUUGGCAAGCUACAAGAAAGGAUCGGGGUGACGAAGGCAUGAAAGAGCUUUUGGAGCACUUGUGUUUGAUAUAUUUUGUUAAG
Molecule: messenger RNA, 996 nt
Organism: Fimicolochytrium jonesii
Lineage: Eukaryota; Fungi; Chytridiomycota; Chytridiomycetes; Spizellomycetales; Powellomycetaceae
Exons: 3
Coding region: 29-547 (172 amino acids)
Source: RefSeq, a predicted model, not a curated record